AUGCAACAACAUCAGAAGGAUCCACGAAAUGCGAAUUGGACAAAGAAGAAACUGAAUACCUGGGAUUUAUCAUCAAUUAGAGCGGGAACAAAAAGCAUACAAGGCCAUCCGGACACAUCGGACAUCACGACCAAUACUGGUACACUUCGACCCAAACCGAAGAACAAUGAUUGA
Messenger RNA from Tuber melanosporum (Perigord truffle), 174 nucleotides. RefSeq lists its product as uncharacterized. Bases 1 to 174 code for a protein of 57 amino acids. NCBI's taxonomy places the organism in Eukaryota, Fungi, Ascomycota, Pezizomycetes, Pezizales, Tuberaceae. The transcript has 3 exons. The record is from RefSeq and is a predicted model, not a curated record.